UGCUUCUAAUCAAGCAUAGAACUCUGUUCCCCCUAGAUUCCGCAGAGUGUCUUUUCCCUGACUGGACUCUCUCCCUUCAAUGGGAACGAGUUAUUGAAACAAAUAAAUAGCUGAUCAACACAUCAGGAGCUGGUAUUGAGUUUUGGGCUAAGAGGCGACAGCACUUUACAAGGCAUCCUGGGAUAGAGCAAGGGCAUCAGACUUUCCUGACUGGACACAAUCAAGAAACCAAGACACCACUACCAUGGCGGGGAAGCCCAAGCUUCACUACUUCAAUGGAAGGGGCAGGAUGGAGUCCAUCCGGUGGCUCUUGGCUGCAGCUGGGGUAGAGUUUGAAGAGAAGUUUAUAGAAACUCGAGAAGACUGGGAUAGGAUAAGAAAUGAUGGGAGUUUGAUGUAUCGGCAAGUGCCCAUGGUUGAGAUUGAUGGGAUGAAGCUGGUGCAGACCAGGGCUAUUAUCAACUACAUUGCCAGCAAGCAGAACCUCUAUGGGAAAGACAUGAAGGAGAGAGCCCUGAUUGAUAUGUAUGUGGAAGGUGUGGCAGAUUUGAAUGAAAUGACCAUUGUUUUCCCCAUGCAUCCACCUGGGGUCAAAGAAACAAAGCUUGCGGAGCUCAAAGACAAAGCGAAGAAUCGCUAUUUUCCUGCCUUUGAAAAGGUGUUGAAGAGCCAUGGACAAGACUACCUUGUUGGCAACAAGCUGAGCAAGGCUGACAUUCUCCUGGUUGAACUUCUCUACAACGUGGAAGAGCUCGACCCCGGUGCGAUCACCAGCUUCCCUCAGUUGCAGGCCCUGAAAACCAGAAUCAGCAGCCUCCCCACCGUGAAGAAGUUUCUGCAGCCUGGCAGCCAGAGGAAGCCUCCUAUGGAUGAGAAAAUGUUAGAGGAAGCAAAGAAGAUUUUCAUGUAAAUAAAGCAGGUGUAGGAAAUAAGCCCAUGUUAUCCAGUCUUCUGAAGUUUUCACUCAUGAAGUAUCUCCCUUAUGUGUUGAUCCUGGUUGUUGUGAAGCUAAUAAACCUGUUUCAAAUGA
Molecule: messenger RNA, 1030 nt
Organism: Lepus europaeus (European hare)
Lineage: Eukaryota; Metazoa; Chordata; Mammalia; Lagomorpha; Leporidae
Product: glutathione S-transferase alpha I-like
Exons: 8
Coding region: 245-910 (221 amino acids)
Biological process (GO): glutathione metabolic process; xenobiotic metabolic process
Cellular component (GO): cytosol; extracellular exosome
Molecular function (GO): glutathione transferase activity
Source: RefSeq, a predicted model, not a curated record